CGCCAAUUGCUGGCAUUUUGCUUCUUGUCCUUCCGAAUGUAUGCAUUAGGGCCUCGGGCCCUUGCACCCGCCUCACGAGUCUCCCCAUCAUCAAGGCUAGCGCUUUCGGUCGCUCAUGGCGGCCAGUGUCGACACUUCCACCCGUCCUUUAGGUUGCGGAAGAGCCCGUCCGAAGGCGGCGCAGACGACGGCAAACCACCAGACAAACCCGCCGGCGAGCAAGAGGACGGCAGUAGGAGUAAGGAUGGCAACGUGAGCAAGACGGAGUCGGCCACGGCGGAGUCAGCUUUUCGGAGGUCGAGAGGCGGCGCGUUCGCCUCUGCGAGAGCGCGCCUUUCGAGGCCGCGGGCCGCAGACGAGCUCCCACCCGUGAAGCUGCCGCAGAGCUUCCUCGAUACCAGCGUGUCGCUGUACGACCCCGAAAACCGAAUCAACACCCUCACGAACGACCUGUGGCACCAUCGGUACAUGGGCGCCCGCUGGCACGACCUGCUCUGGAAAGAUUUGGAUCUCGUGUUUAGCCAUGCGUCUUGGAGCGAAGCGAAGCUGCAAGAUGCGCUGCGCCGGGGCAACCUCGAAGCCAUUGAGAGGAGGAGCCGCCUCCUCGCUGAGGCAUCGCAGUGGCUGAGUCUCUCCAUUGACGAGAUGCGAUCUUCGAAUAACCUGCAGAGCUCCCGCGAGCCGCUGCCGACCACGGAAUUCGCAGACAUGCUUCGAUACUCCAACAAGUUCGUCCUCUCGAACCUGUUGUCGCAACACACCAGAGCCACGACGGACGCCGACCCAACACAAGAUCCAGACAGCGUACUGCAGUCGCUUGUCGAGCAAUACAUCGAGGAGGGACGGCCGAAGCUGAGACGUGACGGACUGAGGCUAUUCGAUCCCAGAAUCCGCGGUGAAGUUGUCACGGCUGUGUGUGCGGAGCUUUCCCUGCAGCCGGACGCAAGCGCGGCAGGCAGGGAGCUCAAGAGACCCCUUACUGUCGUCAACAUCCCGAACUACACCGGUCGAAGCCAUGCCAAGAAGCUUAUGAAGCACGUUGCGUCAUGCGCGGAGGCCGAUUUGAUCCACCUCGAUGCGCAGGAGUUAGCGAUGCUCGUCGGCGACUAUAUCGGACAGGACUGUGCCUACUCGCGAGGCUCCAUCUCUAUGCUGGGAUACCGGUCUGCCGAGAUGAAUGGACGUCUCGUCAAGAGCGAGGAGCCAUCCAAGCCUAACGACGAGGAUCUUUCUGGCGAGAUCGAAGCGGCUUGGGUCAACCUCCGGGAUCACGGUGUGGAUGGGGGCUACGGCAACCCUAUGGAUAAUGAACUGCAAAAGAUCAAAGAAGGCCCCAAGGACUAUAUCCUCCCUUCUGUCGAUCGAUGGGAAAACCUGAAGAUCAACGCCGUUCUCGAGGAGAUUGCCAACUCGGCCGCGAAGAUGACAUCGGAGCCGGAUCGCAACCUGAUUAUCCAUGUGGACGACUUUGUUGAGCUCAACAUGACGCUCGAGGGUGCACUGCUUAUCGGUCGACUAAGGACCAUCGUCGACACCAUGUGGCGCGCCGGAAAGAGAGUGACCCUCGUGGGCACCUCAUCCAACGAGAACCCUUCAGAGCAAUACGCAUCGACGCUCAAGGAGAUCGCGGCAGAGGAGUGUCUGAUCCCCUUGCCCCUAAACUUCCAGCGGAUCACCGACGCUGCAAACACCAAGAAGAUUUACGAGGCCAACGACUACUUGCAAGAGAACCUGCGAAACAUCCAGCACAUGUUGAAAAGCAUUUCUGGCCAAACGCGAGACACGAGCAAACUGCGCAUCGUCGGCGUGUCAAAGUCGUCGCCGCCGCAGUUCCUCUUGGAUGACACGCACGGCUCUUAUAUGGAGGUUUCGCUCACCCCCCGCGUCCUAGCAACCUCCAUCCUCCCCCUUUCCGACGUAUACCACAUAACCCGCCUCUUCUACGCCUGUGAGGGCACCGUCAGCCCCGACCAAUCAUGGAGGGUUCUCUUCGAUGUCGUCGAGUCCAGCAGCUACAGCACCGCGCAACUGCACCGCACCCAGGACCGGCCGACGCGCUCCAAACCUUCCUCCGGCGGCGGAAGCUCAGCUGCCGACAUGCAGAAGCCCGAACCCGAACGCCUUCGUGUGUCCGGCAACUACAACGACUACGAGAAGAAGCUUCUCAGCGGUCUCGUCAACAGCAGCGAGAUCAAGACGACGUUCAACGACGUCCACGCCGACCCGGAGACCAAGAACAACCUCAAGCUCCUGACGUCGCUCUCGCUCGUCCGUCCCGAAGCCUUUACCUACGGCGUCCUCGCCACCGACAGGAUACCAGGUUGUCUCCUCUACGGCCCGCCCGGCACCGGCAAGACCCUCCUCGCCAAGGCCGUCGCCAAGGAAUCCGGCGCCAACAUGCUCGAGGUCAGCGGCGCCAGCAUCAACGACAUGUACGUCGGCCAGAGCGAGAAGAACGUGCGCGCCCUCUUUUCCCUCGCCAAGAAGCUGAGCCCGCUCGUCAUCUUCAUCGACGAGGCCGACGCCCUCCUCGCCGCCCGCGGGCAGCGCAACCGCGCCGCGCACCGCGAGACCAUUAACCAGUUCCUGCGCGAGUGGGACGGCAUGAGCGACACCAAGGCCUUCAUCAUGGUCGCUACCAACCGGCCCUUUGACCUCGACGACGCCGUGCUCCGCCGUCUGCCGCGCAAGAUCCUCGUCGACCUGCCGCUGAAAACAGACCGCGCCUCCAUCCUCCGCAUCCUUUUGAAGGGCGAGACGCUCGACGCGUCGGUGGACGUCGACGACGUCGCGCGCAGGACGGUGCUCUAUUCCGGCUCCGACCUCAAGAACCUCUGCGUCGCGGCCGCCAUGACGGCCGUCCAAGAGGAGAGCGAGGAGGCGGCGCGGCACGCCGGGCCGGAGCCGUAUGUGUUCCCGCCCAAGCGGACGCUCGCGAAGCAUCACUUUGAUAAAGCGCUCAAGAUGAUUGCCGCCAGCGUCAGCGAGGACAUGGACAGUUUGAAGAGCAUCCGGCGGUUCGAUGAAAAGUACGGCGAUGUGAGGGCGAAGAAUAGCCAGAAGAGGAAGGGUAUGGGGUUCGGUGUGUUGCCGACUUCGACGGAUGCUGAGGAGGCUAGGGUGCGGCAGGCUGUUGCUUGAAUACUCUUGCCGCCUGGAUCAAGGUUUCAAUUUGAUUUUUUUCAUGUCUUUUUUUUUCUUUUUCUCUUUGUAAUGUCAUUCUAGCCGCUGAAGCAAACUCCUCCUACUUGGACCAGAGAGGGGUUAGCCUUUGACGCGAAUUUGUACGAUUUUGUUGCGUGAUGGAAAAGAUUUUCCCUUUGAGGAUGUCCCAUCGUAGGUUCGGGGGCUAUAGAAAGGGGGGG
Colletotrichum phormii is the source of this 3365-nucleotide messenger RNA. RefSeq names its product ATPase. The coding region runs from base 37 to 3141 and encodes 1034 amino acids. Lineage: Eukaryota; Fungi; Ascomycota; Sordariomycetes; Glomerellales; Glomerellaceae. Gene Ontology annotation, molecular function: ATP binding; ATP hydrolysis activity. The transcript has a single exon. The record is from RefSeq and is a predicted model, not a curated record. Gene Ontology annotation, cellular component: mitochondrial outer membrane.